Cokeromyces recurvatus is the source of this 399-nucleotide messenger RNA. RefSeq names its product bola protein. The transcript has 3 exons. Lineage: Eukaryota; Fungi; Mucoromycota; Mucoromycetes; Mucorales; Mucoraceae. The record is from RefSeq and is a predicted model, not a curated record. Bases 34 to 333 code for a protein of 99 amino acids.
UUUUUUUUUUUUUGAUUAACUUACAUUAUAUUCAUGUUCAUUUCCCGUUUUACACGCUCUACCGCUAUCCGUCGUGCUUUUUACACAACAGAAGUUCCUUCAGGUUUAAGUGAAGGCGAAAAACGAAUUUAUAGCAAACUUACAGAAGCUUUUUCUCCACAUAAACUUCAAGUUGUGGAUGUUUCUGGUGGUUGUGGAUCUAUGUAUGCUAUUGACAUUGCUAGUAAAAAAUUUGAAGGUACAACCAUAGUUAAACAACAUAGAAUGGUUAAUGAUAUUUUAAAAGAAGAAAUCAAAGAAAUGCAUGGCUUACAGUUGAGAACUUCUAAAUAGAUUACAUCACAUUACAAUAAUAUAUUUGUUUAUGGGAAAUUGAAUAUUAAAAAUGUAUAUACAAUA